Vombatus ursinus (common wombat) is the source of this 440-nucleotide messenger RNA. RefSeq names its product tetratricopeptide repeat protein 13-like. The transcript is spliced from 3 exons. Lineage: Eukaryota; Metazoa; Chordata; Mammalia; Diprotodontia; Vombatidae. The annotation marks the transcript as partial. The record is from RefSeq and is a predicted model, not a curated record.
AGUACUCUCGAUACCUUCACGCACACCUCGAUACUCCGCUUACAGAGUAUAAUAUUGAUGUGGAUUUGCCUGGAAGCUUCAAAGAUCACUGGGCUAAAAAUUUGCCCUUUCUCAUAGAGGAUUAUGAAGAGCAACCAGGUCUACAGCCCCAUAUCAAAGAUGUGUUGCCUCAGAAUUUUGAGAGCUACAAGCCUGAUGUACAGGAGCUGAUUUGUGUAGCAGAUCGUUUGGGGUCUCUAAUGCAAUAUGAAACACCUGGUUUCCUGCCAAAUAAGAGAAUACAUAGAGCAAUGGGUUUGGCUGCUUUAGAAGUCAUGCAAGCUGUGCAAAGGACAUGGGCCAACUCUAAAGUGCGAAUGAAUGGAAAAACUCGACUGAUGCAGUGGAGAGAUAUGUUUGAUAUUGCAGUAAAAUGGCGAAGGUAAUGAUCCAGGGCAGAG